AUGGAUCGCACCCCGCAUUGGAUCGAUCACAUGAGAGAAGACACUGUCGCGAAGCCUUCAGACGAAGGGUACUGGAAAUCAGGGAACUCCUUACAAAGGCGUUACCAUGACAACGACGGAUAUGAAGAUGAAUUUGGGAAUUAUCACAGAACAGAGAAACACCGCCAUCACCAUCAUUAUAACACCCAUAAUUCCCUGGGUGUUGGCCCGGGACUCGCGGUGGCAAACGAGAUGUAUAAUACCUCGGCCAGUGACUCUUCGAUAAACAGCAGAAAGAAAUUGAAAUCCGGUGAAAGAUAUAAACAGAAAAGACUUGGUUUAGUGCUGUUGUUGUUAGUUGGAGCCUUACUUGUCGCGUUUGGAGUAGGACUAUUGGUCUACUUUCUGUUGAUGGACGCUCCUGGGUAUUACGGCACAAACGCGCACACUGCCAGUGCGUCGGUGCCUCUACUGAACCAGACGUGGCACCCGGAAAUGUCCAACGUGUCUUCUUCGCACUUCAAACAGAUAGCAGACCCAUUCUGUGCAGAGGUGGAUAAAUACUUUAUGAAUGCGGGCUACAUCUCCGAUAAAUAUCGGACCUGCAGUGUCAAAGCUCUAAGAGUAAAUCCAAAUCCUGUCGCCUGUAAAUGUUCGGGUAUACUGGGAACACAAAGUGGGAAGAGUGUGGUCGUGGAUUUCGACCUGUCGUUUUCGGGCCUAGUCACGGAAGGGGAGAUAAUGAGGACAUUACGAGACAAAACUAAAAAGAUAUUUAAGGAUGGUUUCCACGUGAUGUUGAUAAAAGACUUUAUCGUAGACAUCACGAAUAUGAAAGUGCCUGUACCACCGACACCUAUUCCAGACUACGGAGUCAUAGAUGCGGUGUUAAUAAACCUGACUGUGCGCGUGUACAACUUGACAUGGACAGAUGAUCUCGCCUUUAACUUUUCUAACGAGUAUCUCCGCCAUUCUCUGCCCUUCUGUGAUGAUAUCCAGAAAAUGUUCCACACCAGCCUCCUUAGUAGCCGGUAUUAUAAUUGUGAGGUACAAGGCUUUGGAAAUAAUCCUGUCACUGUGAACACCCAUGUGACAUUCAAAGGUAAACGGUAUCCAUUAAUGCAGAAUCACGUGAUACAGGUAAUCAAAGAUAAAGCCAAAAAGAUCCGAGUGAACGACAUUGAAUUGAGAAUGAUUGGAACACUUCUUAUUGAGCCUUUCGAUGGCGGCAGUGUUGAUGUGAUAGACGUAGGGAUCGAUCUCGGCCCAGCCUCCACUACUACAAUAAAACCUACCCCAAGCACUCCAUCACCUGACCAGACCAUGAUAGCAGAACUGACCGUAUAUCUGUACAACCUCACAUACGGCAAUGAUCUCAAAGAUAUGAAUUCAGCACGAGCAUCAUCCCUUGCCCGAGCAUUUUGUAAGAACCUGGAAACAUUUUAUGUACAAAGUGACCUGAAAACUUCCUUCCAAAUGUGUACCAUGACAGGAUUCCUACCACCAGAUGAGGGUAAAAGCUAUAGUAAGGGUCAGUUUUCACUGCUAUUUAAACAUCCUUGGGGAUUCAGUGUCGACCAGUUUAUAUCACUGAUUAAGGCAAAUGCUCCUGAGUUUAUAGUAGAUGACAGAGACACAGAAAAUGACAAGUUAAAGACUUACCUCGUCGGUGACCUUCUAGUCAUUCUAGAAGGUAUAGAGGUCAAAAUAGUAUGGCGAACAGAGGCGACUAUAAUGCCAACAAAAGGAGCCCAGUCCACAUUGACUACCUCCAUGAAGAUUGACACGAUGACGAAGACUGUCUAUGUCAGCGAGACCCCCAUGCUGACCAUGCCUGGCAACUCUGGUACAUCGACUGUCUACGUUGUGUACGAUGCCACCUAUGCCAACAUGACAUAUGGACUUUACGACUUUAAAUACACCGAUGAUCUUGCCAAUCCAAACUCCCAGCGCUACUACGAGCUUCAGUCUACAUUUUGUGAUCAGCUACGUCGUUAUUUCAAGUCUGCAAGCGUCUCCAAACAUCUACAACAAUGUCAGAUUGACAACUUUCAACGUUUUCCCAGCAAUGUCAACUUCCAUCUCACAUUUUCGGCACCAAAUGGAGAAUACAUACGAGAUGACAUCACACACGUAUUUAAGAAUGUUGCUCCUCAUGAAAUGAGGGAUGGGUUCGAUCUGGUGGAUAUUGGAGAACUGAAACUGAUAUGGGAUAGGUCUGACCUUGACCUCAAAGUCACAAAUUACACAGUGGACACAAAAACCAUCAAUAUCUCACCUACAGCAACCAACACCAUGUCUGCUACAACCACCAUUGUCUAUUCGGCGACGAAGGUGGAGUUAACAUGUAAUUUAUACAACAGAAGUCUACCUAUAGAGUACUCCGACCGCGCAACAUAUCCCUUCAAACAACAGGAAAAAAGUCUGUGUAGUGAUGUACGGAAGUAUUACAACAAUAGUGUUCUGAACUCCGAGUUCCUGGAAUGUUACAUUAUGAAUUUUGGCCUAAAGUCGACUCCUAAGACAAUAAAGUUCAGCAGUUACUUCAGUCAUGCCUUUACGCCCAGUUUGGCGGGUCUGUCUGUAGACAUCCUUCAGGUCAACGCUCCUAAGACAAAGAUCUUAGGAAAGGAUUACUUCCGUUUGGAUGAUUUACUCCUUGAAACAGGAAGCUGUAAGACUCACAUGAAGCCAUCCAAUUGGACAAUGGAGGAACAUUCGCAGCAUCCACACAUCUCUACCACACCAACUUUCCCUGUUGCUACAACUUCAUUGACUAUGAUACCAUGCCUACUGAACAGAUGUCAGCACGGUUCCACCUGUAUUCAGACUACACAACAAGGAAAGAGCAACUGUAUAUGUCCUCCGGGAUGGAAGGGAGCUUUCUGUGAAUAUGAUGUGGAUGAGUGUGAGGUAAACAUGUGCCAGAAUGGAGGUCAAUGUGAGAACACACCUGGAUCUUACUAUUGCAAAUGUCCUAUGGGCUGGACUGGCAAACACUGCCAAGAUGACCAGAAUGAGUGCAACAGUAUGAGUCCUUGUCUGUAUGAUGGUACUUGUGUCAAUACUCCCGGCUCCUACAUCUGUAUGUGUGUACCAGGCAGGACGGGCACUAAUUGUGAAUUUGAUGUGAAUGAGUGCAGACAGACUGACAUCUGUCAGAAUGGUGGAACAUGCGUCAACAUUCCGGGUUCAUUUUUCUGCUCUUGUGACCGAGGCUGGACUGGUGAUCUCUGUGAUGUUGAUAUAAAUGAAUGUACACUAAAUGUGUGUCAACAUAAUGCUAGCUGUCUCAAUACCCAGGGAUCAUUCCGGUGUGUCUGUCCUAACGGCUGGACAGGAAACUACUGUGAAUUAGACGUGUUUGAAUGUGUAGAAUAUCCAGGUAUUUGUGCUAAUGGGGCGACAUGUAUCAACACCCAGGGAGGAUAUAUGUGUCGAUGUCCUCAAGGCUGGAAGGGAGACAACUGUACCGUCGAUGAACUUGAAUGUGCCACGAGUCCCUGUUACAAUGGUGCUACUUGUGAGGAGGUGGGAGGUGGCUACAAGUGUGUGUGUCUUCCCGGUUAUACGGGUGUAAAUUGUCAGCUUGAUAUUAAUGAGUGUCACACAUUGACGGGCGUGUGUUCUAGUCGUGGAGAAUGCAUUAAUACAGACGGGGGCUAUAGUUGUAAAUGUAUUCCUGGCUGGACAGGGCCCAUCUGUGAACAUGAUGAUCUUGAGUGCCUUACUUUCCCGUGUCAGAACAACGCCACAUGUGUAGAAUUAGAAGGUUCUUACCGCUGUGACUGUCUGCAGGGUUUCAUGGGCACCAACUGUGAGACAGAUGUCCAGGAAUGUGCUACAAAUCCCUGCGCCAAUGGCGGUACAUGUUUCGAUACAUUUGGCUCGUUUUACUGCGAAUGUCUGGCAGGGUUCACUGGGAAAUAUUGUAGAGUUGAUAUACCGGAAUGUGACACUGCCCCUUGUCAGAAUGAAGGUACAUGUGUGAAUACGUUUGGCUCCUAUUACUGCACAUGUCCUUUAGGAUGGGUAGGACUUAACUGUUCGACAGGUGUAAACGAAUGUCUACAAUUUCCUUGUGCUAACGGAGCUACAUGUGAGGACAGCCCAGGUUCCUAUAUUUGCCAUUGCCCGCCAGGUUACCACGGGUCCAACUGUGAGAUAGAUGAUGAUGAGUGCUCCCUUAGAAAUCCCUGUCUGAAUGAUGCCCUAUGUAUCAACACUGUUGGUUCUUAUGUCUGUCAGUGCACGGAAGGCUGGAGUGGACCAUUAUGUGCAGGAGAUGUGGAUGAGUGCGUGAUAAACCCAUGUGAUAACAAUGGUACUUGUGUUAAUUCACCGGGAUCCUUCACUUGUCAAUGUGAUCCAGGAUGGACUGGUCAACGCUGUCGUAUAGAUAUCAACGAAUGCAAUUUGCAGAUGUGUCAGAACGGAGGAACAUGCAUCAACUCGGCAGGCUCUUACCGGUGUGCAUGUCCUCUUGGUUAUUUUGGACGUCACUGCAGCCAAGAGAUUGACGAGUGUGGACGUAAGCCAUGCGCCAAUGGCGCGGUCUGUAUCAAUACUCCUGGGUCCUACUACUGCAAUUGUAAAACAGGGUGGACAGGCCAGAACUGUUCUAAGGACGUGAACGAGUGUGUUGCUCUGGCAGAACCCUGUCUGUUUGGAGGAAGUUGUGACAACACCAAUGGAUCGUACGACUGUUUUUGUCAACCUGGUCGAGGAGGCCCCACAUGUGGUGAUGAUACUGACGAGUGUGCACUUUUUGCACCAUGCAUGAACGGUGCUACCUGUGUAAACACGGAGGGUGCUUAUACCUGUAUUUGUUCCAAGGGUUGGGCUGGUCAAAAUUGUGACGUAGAUGAGGACGAAUGUCAGAUGAAUCCCUGUCGCCAUGGUGGUACGUGUAUGAAUCUGAUUGGCUCUUAUCGCUGUGACUGUCCUGUAGGAUGGACUGGUAACCUAUGUGAAAGAGAUCUAAAUGAGUGCGAGUCAUCGAUCGUGUGUAUGAAUGGAGGCACGUGCAUCAACAAUCCUGGAUCCUACACGUGCCGUUGUCCUGCGGGCUGGACAGGAACAACGUGUGAACAAGAUUUCAACGAAUGUGGAUUCCAGAAUCCAUGCCUCAAUGGUGCUACCUGCAACAAUAUCAAUGGGUCCUUUGUAUGUAACUGUAUGGGCGGCUGGACAGGACAGGUUUGCGGAGAGGAUAUGAACGAAUGUCGAGAGUUGAUCGCCCCAUGCUCUAAUGGAGGGACGUGUCGAAAUACACCUGGAUCUUACUACUGUGUCUGUCCCCCAGGCAGGACCGGCAAGCUCUGCAAAGAAGAUAUCAAUGAGUGUCUUCAGUUCCCUUGUUUAAAUGCGGCAACAUGUGUUGAUAUGGCUGGCUCAUAUCGAUGUGAAUGUUCCCAGGGAUUUACCGGAAGUAACUGUCACUUAGAUAUUGACGAAUGUUUGACCAUGAAUCCCUGUCAGCAUGGUGGUAGCUGUAUCAACCUCUUUGGUUCCUAUACCUGUCAGUGUCCACUAGGCUGGACAGGGGUCAACUGUGAAAAUGAUGUGGAUGAGUGCUCCGUGAUGAUCUUACCGUGUCGUAACGGUGGACAAUGUAUCAACACUGUUGGCUCCUACAACUGUCAGUGUGUGACUGGAUGGACAGGUCCUGACUGCAGCCAAGAUCUCGACGAAUGUUCACUAAACCAACCCUGUCUGCACAAUGGCCAGUGUGUCAACACUGAUGGCUCGUAUGCAUGUCAGUGUACCAUGGGUUGGACAGGCAAAGAUUGUAAAGACAAUAAGAAUGAGUGUCUGUACGACCCGUGCAGGAAUGGUGGAACCUGUCAAGAUCUUGAUGGCACCUUCAUGUGUACCUGUAAAUACGGUUGGACGGGGCCAGAAUGUGAAAAUGAUUUUAACGAGUGCAACAUGAUACCCUGCUACAACAAUGCGACCUGUAUAAACACGAGGGGAUCAUUCACCUGUGUUUGUCCAGUAGGAUGGACAGGAAGUCUGUGUAAUAUUGACUGGGAUGAGUGUCAGUUUAAUCCUUGUCUCCACAAUGCCACCUGUCUGAACACUGUCGGAGGAUAUCAGUGCUUCUGUCCUCUGGGCUGGACUGGUGAUCGUUGUGAGAAUGAUGUAAAUGAGUGUGAAGGAGUUAGCCCCUGUAUAAAUGGCGGUACAUGUAUCAACUCGUACGGAUCCUACUACUGUCGCUGUCCUUCUGGCUGGGAGGGCAUCAACUGUAUGACAGACACGGACGAAUGUUUGACUAUACCAUGCCUGAAUAACGGUAGCUGCAUCAAUACAGCCGGUUCCUAUCAGUGUCGGUGUCCUCUCGGCUGGGAAGGCAAAGACUGUCGACAAGAUGUAAAUGAGUGUUAUUCCAACCCAUGUCUCCAUGACGGAUCCUGUAUCAACACAGUAGGCAGCUUCAUGUGUUACUGCCCAGAAGGAUGGAAUGGGCCUAUUUGUUCUAAUGACACCAACGAGUGUAGACCAGGAUUUGAUCCCUGUCAGAAUGGCGCCCAGUGUCGUAACCUUGAGGGAUCCUACAUUUGUGAUUGUACCCGAGGAUGGAUUGGAAAGAACUGUCAGGAAGAUGAGGAUGAGUGUCAGAAAGUGCAAUGUUUCAAUGGCGGUAUUUGUAUCAACACCAAUGGUUCUUACACGUGCCGCUGUCAAACUGGUUGGAGCGGGGAUACCUGCUUAGAUGAUAUUAACGAAUGUAUAGAAGACCCGUGUUAUAACAACGCCACAUGUGUGAACACUCCUGGGUCUUACCGUUGUACUUGUGCUAAUGGCUUCUAUGGACCUACAUGUCUGAUUGACGAGGACGAAUGUAGGAGAAACCCAUGCAGGAAUGGAGCAACAUGUGUGGACCAUCCCGGGUACUACACAUGUGUUUGUCCUAAAGGUUGGCAGGGACCCAACUGUGAACAAGACAAAGACGAAUGCGUAAGCGAUCCAUGUUUGAAUGGAGGGACAUGUGAUAACUUACCUGGAUCAUACGACUGUGUCUGUGCUGAGGGAUGGACUGGAAAGAACUGUGAAGGAGACAAAGACGAAUGCAGCAAGAUCCAAUGCCAGAAUGGAGGGCAGUGUGUCAACAUCAUGGGGUCAUAUCGCUGUAACUGUACAGAUGGCUGGCUCGGACAGUACUGUGGUAUCAAUGUAGACGAGUGUUUGUUAUCUCCCUCUGUCUGUAUGAAUGGCGCCACCUGUCAGGAUAAACAAGGCGGAUUUAACUGUAUUUGUGAUAUUGGUUAUAAAGGAGCUUACUGUGAAAUAAAUAUAAAUGAAUGCCUUGAGGGUGCCUACCCCUGCCACAACGGAGCGACUUGUGUAGAUAAUGAAGGGGGAUACCGGUGUAUCUGUCCGACACAGUGGUCUGGCCCGCAGUGCAACAACGACACGGACGAGUGUUCCCAAAAACCAUGUGCCCAUGGAGGAAAUUGUAUUAAUACUGAAGGAGGCUUCCUAUGCGAGUGUCCUGUAGGAUGGAGAGGCCCGCUUUGUAAGGAUGACGAUAACGAGUGUAACAAGGUUCCAUGUUUGAAUGGCGGGACCUGUACGAACACUAUUGGUUCAUUCCGGUGUCAAUGUGCCAAGGGCUGGCAGGGACCUGUAUGUGAUAGAGAUGUCAAUGAGUGUAUCCAGAUGCCCUGUAUGCAUGGUGGGACUUGUCAGAACACUGUAGGUUCCUACAAAUGUCUUUGUUCUGCCCAAUGGAGUGGUCAGAACUGUGAAGUUGAUAUUGAUGAAUGCCGAAACAUUCCGUGUCAGAACAACGCUUCCUGUACCAACCUGGACGGAUCCUAUCAAUGUAACUGUCUGCCUGGUUUCUAUGGUACCUAUUGUGAAAAUGAUGAAAAUGAAUGUGAGAUCCGUGCUCCUUGCUUGAACGGUGGAACCUGCCAGAACACGGUUGGGUCAUUCCGGUGUAUAUGUCCUGUUGGCUGGUAUGGACCGACUUGUAAUCUAGACAAGAAUGAGUGUGACACACGUCCAUGUCAACAUGAUAGCACCUGUAUCAACAACGACGGGUCUUACACGUGUCUGUGUAGAAUGGGGUGGUAUGGUCCAGACUGUUCACUAGACAAAAAUGAAUGUGAUCAGAGGCCAUGCAAAAAUGACGGCAAAUGCACCAACACUGGUGGUUCUUUCUACUGCGACUGUGCAAGAGGCUGGACAGGAAGCACAUGUACAGAAGACGUGGAUGAGUGUAUCAACAAUCCUUGUUUCUAUGGUGGUUCCUGUAUUAACACACCAGGAUCCUAUCUCUGUCAGUGUUUGCCGGGGAGAGAAGGACCCAACUGCAGAAACGAUACAAAUGAGUGUCUCACCAUACCAUGCAUGAACAAAGGCCAAUGUAUCAACACUGAUGGAUCCUAUCUGUGUCGAUGUGGUAACAACUGGAAAGGCAAGAAUUGUGAAAUAGACGUUAAUGAGUGUACAGAGACGGAUUACAGUGUGUGUAUAAACGGGGGCACCUGUAUCAAUCUGGCCGGCAACUACACGUGUCAGUGUCCUCAGGGAUGGUCUGGUCAGAGCUGUAACAUUGAUGUUAACGAGUGUGUUAAUAACCCGUGCUACAAUAACGCCACCUGCCGCAAUCUUGAUGGGUCGUACAUAUGUCAAUGUGCAUCUGGUUGGACAGGACAGAACUGCCAAAUCGAUGAAAACGAAUGUCAGUUUAACCCAUGUGAGAACGGAGGCUCGUGCUUUAACAGGCCCGGGUAUUAUGAAUGCACAUGUGCUCCUGGCUGGGAAGGCAAGAAUUGUCAAAUAGAUGUGAACGAGUGCUUGACGAUGCCCUGUCUGAAUGGAGCGUCAUGUAUCAACAGUGCUGGCUCAUUCUCUUGCCAAUGCCCCACAGGCUGGCAGGGAGAUAGAUGUGAAACAGACGUGGAUGAAUGUUUACGUUUCCCAUGCCAAAAUGGCGGCACCUGUAGAAACUUACCUGGAUCCUUCAAAUGUGACUGUACCAACGGCUGGUAUGGGGAUGAGUGUCUUAAGGGUAAGUCAGCCAUUCAGGAAUCAAAUGUGACUGUACCAACGGCUGAUAUCGAUGAAUGUAAGAACAUUACUUGUCAAAACAAUGGUCGCUGUAUCAACACGCCGGGCUCUGUGCAGUGUCUGUGUAGUAAUGGCUGGACUGGAAAAUUCUGCGACGUUGAUAUCAACGAGUGUAAUGUGAUGUCAUGUCUAAACGGUGGCACGUGCUUAAACACAGCUGGAAGUUAUAAAUGUGUUUGUCCUCCUGGUUACACUGGUGAAGUCUGUAACCUAGACCGAAACGAGUGUAUGCUUUACCCGGGUAUCUGUCAAAAUGGGGCACUCUGUGUGAAUACCAUUGGUACCUAUACCUGUCGUUGUCUGAUUGGCUGGACCGGAACCAACUGUACCGAAGAUGAGAACGAGUGUCUACAAGACCCAUGCCUUAAUGGUGGUACCUGUAAUAACCUACCUGGUACUUUUGAUUGCAUUUGUCCACAAAACUGGGAAGGGCAGAGAUGUGAACUAGACUAUAAUGAAUGUUCCGAAGCUGGUAUCUGUCAGAACGGCGGUCUUUGCAUCAAUAUCCAAGGAUCCUACACCUGUCAGUGUCGAACUGGAUGGACAGGAAAUAACUGUGAAAUAGAUGUGGAUGAAUGUUUGAUGGGACCCUGCCUUAAUGGUGGUACUUGCCAGAACACACUUGGGUCUUACUCUUGUCUGUGUGAGCCGGGAUACAGGGGAGACAAUUGUGAGAUAGAUGUGAACGAGUGUUUGACCGCCCCAUGCCAGUUUGGAGGUACAUGUAUCAACACUGUUGGCUCCUAUUUAUGUCAGUGUCCCCCAGGUCGUUCAGGCCUCAACUGUGUCGGAGAUGUAGACGACUGUUUAUCGAGACCAUGUCAGAACGGUGCGACAUGUGUCAAUGAGAUAGGAUCGUACAGCUGUAUGUGUCUCACUGGUUUUACUGGUCAACAGUGCGAAAGUGAUAUCAACGAGUGUUCACAGUCGCCUUGUCUAAAUGGUGGAACAUGUAUUAACAGUGUGGGGUCGUAUUCAUGUCGCUGUCCGGCAGGAUGGACAGGUGACAGGUGUGAAAUCGAUGUGGACGAAUGCUUGACUAGUCCAUGUCGGUUUGGCGGUACCUGUAUUAACCAGCCAGGAUCUUACUUAUGUAUCUGUCCAGCCGGACGUACCGGACAGAACUGUAUGGGAGAUAUCAAUGAAUGUCUACAGAACCCAUGUUUGAACGACGGAAGCUGUAUCAACAAUUUCGGUUCCUACUCCUGCUUCUGCCCUGUGUUUUACACUGGAGAGGACUGUGAAAUUGCUAUCGAGACGAUCGUAGACUAUUCAUACCCAGUCCUCAAUCUAACCUACACCCCAGCUCUUGGGAAUAACAACUCCUUCGAGUUUCAAAGGCAUGCUCAAUCCUUUUGUAAUGAGAUUGAAGUGAUGCUGAAAGGAAAUCCUGCACAGUUUCCAAACUUUAAAGAAUGCAAAGUUAAAUCAUUCGGAAACAACCCUGUGUCAAUCGCCUGGGAUCUGGUAUUCCGAGGAAAUGAGCCGGGUACGACUCGCGAUGAUGUUUGGACAUACAUCAUGCAAGGCCAAACUCCAGUGGUGUUUGGUGACUCUCUCGGAGUAGAAAUUGGUGAUAUCUUCCUUUUCUUCGACAACUACACAACAACUGGUGUUAAUCUUGACCUCCGACUGUUAAACCUUACAUAUUCUCAAAACCUGGCCAAUCCGAACUCGUUUGAAUUCAAAAUGGCAGCCAGGAGUAUAUGUGAUGAUAUUGACAUGUUCAUGAGGCGGCAUCCGUUCGAUUUCCCGCAAUACGUCAAGUGCAAUGUUCGCAGGUUCUCAAACAAUCCUGUGAGAGCCAGUGUUGACCUGACGUUUGAAGGUGAAAGACCUUCACAAGAACUCAAUGCCUUGUUUUACGAGAUUUUAUUACGUGAGCGACCUCUGAUCCGGUUCGGUAAUUACCUCGGAUACAACAUUGGAGACUACAUGGUGUACUACCAAGACUACACAGACUUCACGCGAGUACCUCUCACUUUCCGGAUUCUCAACCGAACCUGGACCUCCGACCUCGCUGACUCCAACUCUUUUGCAUUUAAGGGUCAUGCAGAAUUGUUCUGUCGCGAUAUUGAAAGGCUGAUUAAGAUGCAUCCAAGUUUAUUUCCAACUUAUGAGUCAUGUGCAAUUGAGUCUUUCGGACAGAACCCUGUCACCAUAACAGCUGUUCUUCAAUUCGGCGGAACCUUGUCGGUACCGAAUUAUCAACAGAAUGUGGCAGGAAUAGUUUUCGAGGACGCCCCCCGUUUCCGAUAUUUUGACGCCAUCGGCCACCUGGUGGGAGAUCUGCUGGUUUACUAUGACAGCUGGGAGUACAUCUUACACGAUGCUUGGUUGUCAAACUCCACAUUUUACAUCCAUAAGUUCGGAUACUCAAAUGACUACAAUAAUCCACAGUCGGAGCUCUUCCAAAACUUCCAGAAUGUGUUCUGUGAUGACAUUGAUAAUUAUUUCCGGCAAAGUUCUUUACGAGACAGAUAUUACCGAUGUUUCAUUGACAAUAUUGGUGUGACGGACCCACACACUCUCACGUUUAAGACCGUGUUUAAUGGUACAGCGGAGAUUCCACAGAGUCUUCUUCUGAAGACUAUAAGUGACCAGGCACAACACUUCCUCAUUGAGAAUAAGGAUAUGAUGUUUAUUGGUGACCAGCUUGUCUACCUCGGUGGGGGCUUGGAGAAUAUUGCCAUUAACAUCUCCGACUACCUCACCACUAUGAUACCACCGACCACGGAAAGUCCAGUAAACACCAUUGUGAACAUUUCGUUUGUAUUGCUGAACCUGACCUACACUGAACAACUAAAGAACAAAAACUCGGCAGAAUUCCUGGCUCUGUCUGGUCCAUUUUGUGAUUACCUGAAUAAUCUGUACCAAAACAGAGACAGAUUUGAACAGUACUAUCGUUGUAGUGUGGAAUCAUUCACAAAUUCUCCUGACAAAAUUAAUUUCCUGCUACAAUUCCGUGGUGAUCAAGAUCAGACAUUGAAGGACUUCAUAUUCGAUAUUCUGAUAGAGAACGCUCCCAGAACAACGGUUAAUGGCCAAAUUGCUAUUGUGGUUGGACCUUUAGCUGUAUUUGAGGAGUCCCUGAUCUUCCAGCAGCAAACAGUUUCAGCUGAAAGAACACCAGGGGGACCAUCAUCCAGCAAUCCAUGCAAGGGAAUCACAACGAUUGGUCAGGAUUACUUCAGUGGCCCCACGUGUAGAGAUUUCGUCGUUUGUAUGCUGGAAGAAUCUGUGCCCCUCAAUUGUCCCUCUGGAAUGUCCUUCAAUUCUGUCGAAAAAAAGUGUUCUCCAGAUCCCAACUACAUGACCACGCCCUCAACUCCGACUUCGGUAGGGAGCAUGACAACACCCCAAAUUUACACUGACCCGUGUAAACCUGGUCGACACAAUGAGUACUUCCCCGUCCCUGGGGAUUGUCAUAGCUUCUAUGUGUGUUCCUUUGGGUCAACAUACAUGUUUCCCUGUCCCGGAUCCACAGUGUUCUUUGUUAGCAAAAACAUAUGUGAUAAUAAUGAUGGAACGAUAAUAUGUUAG
Ylistrum balloti is the source of this 12606-nucleotide messenger RNA. Its product is annotated as fibrillin-2-like. The transcript has 97 exons. Lineage: Eukaryota; Metazoa; Mollusca; Bivalvia; Pectinida; Pectinidae. Gene Ontology annotation, cellular component: extracellular region; plasma membrane; protein-containing complex. Gene Ontology annotation, molecular function: calcium ion binding; chitin binding. Bases 1 to 12606 code for a protein of 4201 amino acids. The record is from RefSeq and is a predicted model, not a curated record. Gene Ontology annotation, biological process: heterophilic cell-cell adhesion; establishment or maintenance of epithelial cell apical/basal polarity.